GAAGGAACAGAACCAGACAGGAACUCAGAUCCAGAUACACAUUUACAACCUGAGACUGAUGACAGUGGUGAUGAUUGGACAGAGACCAGAGAACCUCAGUCAGCUUUAAACUGUCUUAGAAAUGAUGAAGACCGUGUUUGUGAUUUGGAAUAUAGUGCUGAUGAGAAACCAUUUAGCUGCUCUGAGUGUGGGAAAAGAUUUUCUCAAAAAGAUAAUCUGAAGAGACACAUGAGAACUCAUACAGGAGAAAGACCAUUUAGCUGCUCUGAGUGUGGGAAAAGAUUUUCUUGGUCAGGUCAUCUGAAGACACACAUGAGAACUCAUACAGGAGAAAAACCAUUUCACUGCUCUGAGUGUGGGAAAAGAUUUUGUAGAAGUGGAGAUCUGAAGACACACAUGAGAACUCACACAGGAGAAAAACCAUUUUGGUGCUCUAAGUGUGGGAAAAGAUUUUCUCGAAAAGAUAAUCUGAAGACACACAUGAGAACUCAUACAGGAGAAAAAACAUUUAGCUGCUCUGAGUGUGGGAAAAGAUUUUCUUGAUCAGGUGCUCUGAAGACACACAUGAGAACUCAUACAGGAGAAAAAACAUUUAGCAGCUCUGAGUGUGGGAAAGGAUUUUCUCAAACAAGUAUUCUGAAGGCACACAUGAGAUCUCAUACUGGAGAAAGACCAUUUACCUGCUCUGAGUGUGGGAAAGGAUUUUCUUGGUCAGGUGGUCUGAAGAGACACAUGAGAACUCACACAGGAGUAAAACCAUAUAGCUGCUCUGAGUGAGGGUAAAGAUUUCCUCGAAGUGGAGAUCUAAAGACACACAUGAGAUUUCAUACAGGAGAAAAAGCAUUUAGCUGCUCUGAGUGUGGGAAAAGAUUUUCUUGGUCAGGUGGUCUGAAGAGACACAUGAGAUCUCAUACAGUAGAAAGACCAUUUAGCUGCUCCGAGUGUGGGAAAAGAUUUUCUCAAACAGGUCAUCUGAAGGCACACAUGACAACUCAUACUGGAAAAAAUACAUUUGGUUGCGCUGAGUGUGGGAAAAGAUUUUCAUGGUCAGGUGGUCUGAAGACACACAUGAGAACUCAUACUGGAGAAAGACCAUUUGGCUGCUCUGAGUGUGGUAAAGGAUUUCCUCAAAGUGGAGAUAUGAGGACACACAUGAGGUUUCAUACAGGAGAAAAACCAUUUACCUGCUCUGUGCGUGGGAAAACAUUUUCUCAAACAGGUCAUCUGAAGAGACACAUGACAACUCAUACUGUAGAAAGACCAUUUAGCUGCUCUGAGUGUGGGAAAAGAGAUGGAAACAGAGGCUGAUGGAGAGCACUGUGGAGGACCAGAACCAGCCAGGAACUCAGAUCCAGACACAAAUUUACAACCUGAGACUGAUGACAAGACUGGAGAGUCUUCUGAAACUGAGACUGAUAAUAGUGACGAUGAUUGGAAAGAGACCAGAUAAUCUCAGUCAUGUUUUUGCUGUGAACUUGUAGCUUCCUGUCAGUUGUUAGCAGUUAGCAGAAGGUUAAACUGUUACUGCGGCGCCUUUUAAAUGUCAGUAUUUAUUCACUGUAAGCUGGUAACAAACUUAAGCCUCUCCAGUUCAUGUAUUUAUAGUAUUUGCCAGUCGCAUUGGAGCUCCAUGGUCACGAAAUGUGACUGCGAGUCACAGUUUGGAUCUCUCCUGGUCACACUGUAGUUUAACUCAUUAAGUUAAACUCUUACAGCUACGCUGCUAAACAUGGAUGAUUUAUUCAUAAUGAUAGCAGAGUACGAAGAGGAACUUUGUCGAUGAAACGAGGAGAAUGAGUGUCAACGGAAACUACUGGACGCUGUUUUCAACCCUCAGCUUCGGUUACACAGAGCAGGUUUGUUCAUUAAACAUUACAAAUUCAUUAUUAAUAAUAUAACUGCAGCUUUGUUCAAUAAAUAUUCAGUCUGUCGACGUUU
This is a messenger RNA of Epinephelus lanceolatus (giant grouper), 1938 nucleotides long. The record is from RefSeq and is a predicted model, not a curated record. NCBI's taxonomy places the organism in Eukaryota, Metazoa, Chordata, Actinopteri, Perciformes, Serranidae.